CAAAAUGAAUGAGUAGGUGUGUCCAAACUUUUGACUGGUACUGUAUGUGAGCCCAUAAUUUCAACAUUAGUGACAAGGAAGUCAUUUUUCUGAAGUAUUUGCACAAUAUUUAGUUUGUUGCAUUUGUGUGUGGCGGCGGACUGUUCUCACGUUUCAUCAUUGUCUCAACAUACUGGUUUUAAGUCUGAUGGACCUAGACAUUGUGACUGACCUAUAAAAGUAUGGUGGAAUAUCACAACUAUCAAAGACUGACAAAUGCUGUAGUACAACAAAUUGUGCAAUGACUUUUGACAUCCUGGAGUGGUGGACUUCCUGUCUCGGUAUUUAAGGCUCAGACGUACAUGCUGUAUUGUCACUGGGUGUGCACCGUGAGUAUCUGUGCCGUUAAAAAAAAAAAAAGAAAUACUGGAUUUUUUUUUGCAUGUUUCUAAAUUGCAUUUACACUUCCUGAUAAUUUGUUGAUUUGAUAGGAGCUACAAGACAAACGCCAAUUCAUCUAAAUUAACCUCCAGUGUAGGCACAGCAGGAAAAUAUUAAGGACCUUGAACUUGGAAUCUGAAGAACCCUGCCAUUCACUAGUUCCUGCAACAACAAGCACCAUCAAGGAUGGAAGCAAGCCUCAACAAUAUUUCGGACGACAUCGCAUCAAAUAGGACCCUCAUUGAAACCAUUGUACAGUGGACAACAUUCUCCAUUGGUUUUCCUCUGAUCUGUCUGUCCAUUUAUGCCAUGUACUUCCUGAUCAGAGCUGAUCACAUCGCUCCAGUCUAUGUUAUCAACCUUCUUAUUGCAGAUCUCAUUCAAAUUUGCAUGAGGCCAAUCAUACUGUCUGGUACCUGGCAAUUUAUAGUAGAAUUGAUUGAAUUCUUUGGUAUCAGUGCAAGCAUUGGUUUCAUGGUAUGUGUUGCUCUCGAGAGAUAUCUUAUGAUUGCAUUUCCUCUCUGGUACCGUUUUCGCCGUAACAUCAAAUUCUCGCUCAUAGUGUCCUCUAUUAUCUGGGUGUUUCCUUUCAUCCAAAUCUCCAUAUUUUACAUCACACCGACUUUUGAGAUUUCACUUAUUUUGUUUGCAGUUAACCUCCUCAUACCCUUUCCACUGCUUGUAUUCUUCCUUGUGGGCACGUUGAAAGCUCUGUCCGUCUCCAUCUCUGUGCCAGCUGUCGAACAGAGACGGAUUAUUGGUACCCUGGCCCUUGUGCUGGGCAAUUACACAGUCCUGUUCCUACCCCUCAUCAUACAAUAUCUGAUAUCAGGGGUAACAGGCCAACACAAUGUGGAGAUUGGGACAAUCUUUGAGAGAUUCAGCCCCCUUGUGGAUCCUCUACUCUAUGUGUUCAUGAGAAAGGGAGCUAAGUACACUCUGGCCUUCCCCUGCUUCGACAAGUUCAUGGGUGACCAGGAGCAGAGUCAGGUCACAAACACUAUGACCAUGACUGAUAGUGGAGUAGAAGGCUCCAGGUAGGACAGAUCCAAGAUAAUGGACUGUAUCUGUAUGAUUCACUAUGUAUAACUCCUAUCAACUCCUUAAAAUUAUCGGAUUGAAACGU
Messenger RNA from Salvelinus sp. IW2-2015, 1546 nucleotides. The record is from RefSeq and is a predicted model, not a curated record. NCBI's taxonomy places the organism in Eukaryota, Metazoa, Chordata, Actinopteri, Salmoniformes, Salmonidae.